Lytechinus pictus (painted urchin) is the source of this 7106-nucleotide messenger RNA. RefSeq lists its product as uncharacterized. NCBI's taxonomy places the organism in Eukaryota, Metazoa, Echinodermata, Echinoidea, Temnopleuroida, Toxopneustidae. The record is from RefSeq and is a predicted model, not a curated record. The transcript has 19 exons. Gene Ontology annotation, cellular component: plasma membrane. Bases 284 to 4687 code for a protein of 1467 amino acids.
AAGGCAGGGGGUGAACACACAAAUCGAGCCACUUUCGACGCCAGCUUCAGUAUUACCACCCUAUUUUUUUUAGGAUUCUGUCUAGAGCUGGCGGCAGGAAGCAAGAGAACCUUUAAUCAACGAUUGCCAACACAACCUUCAUUCCUUGCCUGAUAAACUAAACACAAAUAUUAUACUUAGAUAUACCGGCCGACACACAUAUUAUGCAAACAAUAUGUUAACAAGAUAAAAAUUAAAUCGACAGAGGAUUGCCACUUCUGUAUAAACAAGUACAUCCAUAGAAAUGGCGGUUAGAAUAAUACACCUCACUUUGUGGAUCAUAUCUGCAUUUGUUCUCCACUUCUUUUCAGGGAUAUAUGGUGAGGUUCCUGAUGACACUGUCUACACCGAGUUACACGAAGAUGUUAGAAUAGGAGAGAGUGUAGUCCUGACAUGCCGGUUUCGAGGUUCACCAUUGGCUGUCUAUUGGAAGAAAGGUGAUGACCCAAGAAGGGCACCAAACCUUAUAUCAUGGAUACCUACUGAUAACGUCACUGGUAAAUGUGAAGGUCAAAGGCCAUGUGAGAUCAUGGAGAUGAAUGAGAAUCGUUCCUUGGUCAUUAAAGAGGUCAGUAUGGCCGAACAAGGUCGAUAUAUCUGCAGAGUUUCCAACUACAAGGGGUACUUAAUACACAACUUCACAGACAUCAGACUGUUUUCUCCUCCUAUGGAACCCUACCCAAUCAUCAACCAGUGUCAGAGAAAGGAAAGUUCUAUGAAUUCUACUUCUCCUCCAAAGGGUUGCAGGAUUGCAACCGACACGAUUGUAAACAUCACAUGCUCAGUCUUCGGAUUCUACCCAUAUAUCAACCUCUUCUUCCUUCAUGGGUUUUCAAAGGUAACCAACUUUAAGAGUAUUGAGUGGGAAAAUGAAGACGGUUCAAAGAAUAAGACCAUAUUAAUUGAAGCUAGAGUCAGUGACCUGCCAUAUGUAUGCAUUGCGUCAGAUAUACCUGGUUCAAAAGAGGAGAGAGCUGGUGAGAUAUUCAUAGAUCCAGUCCCUUCAGAUGAGACAACCGCCGCCAAUCCCGAGAAGGGUGAUGAGAAAAUUGGCACCAAUCCCGCGAAGAUUGUGGUACCAAUCCUACUGAUACUUGCAGUCGCCACGAUAGGCAUGGUACUCUUGUGGCGGAGAUCAAGGAAACGGCAGGCCAGACGUAACAUUGGUAAAAGUGAUGUCGAGGAGUCAGAGCUAUUGGUGCAAAUAAUGAAAGUACAAGGGGUUGUCUCUUUUUAUGAACUGUGGCUACUGGCCUAUGACACUCCGAAAGAUAAGAUGGCGAAUGUAUAUACUGCUCUUGUUAAGCUGGGUAUUACCAAUAUCAAGAGACAACUGGAUAGCGGACUUGUGUAUGAUGCUCUUUGUGAAUGGAAAGAGAGAUCAUAUGUACGUGACCAACCACAGAUGUUAAGAGAUGCCUUAGAGGUCGUGGGCCUUGAGACUAGAUGGCAAGAGAUUUAUGACCAAGUACGACAUGUCAGUGAUUCUAACAAAGUACCAGAAGGAACAUUCGAACAAAUCCUGCUUGACUUGAAAGGCAAAAAAGCAAUAAAAAAGUUCAUAAAUAACUUGUUUCCACGAGAAAGUAUAGUUACAGAAACUGUGACAACCAUUUCAACUCAUGACAGUGAAGAGGACAAGGAAAAGACUGCGAGUCAAGAGGACAAGAUGGACAUGGAAGACUCAGCUUCCGCCAAAGAAAUCACGCAAGGAGAAGUCGCCAAGACAACGUUAGGUGCUGAAUACAUUGAAGGCAUGCGAAAGUUGAAGGAAUUGAAUAAAUGCCCUUUCAAACAGAAUCCGUUUGUUCUAGUUAGUCGUGCUCUCGAGAGAGCAGGGUAUCUCCAUAUUUCAAAGAGCUUUUUUGAUGGCCCUGUAUCAUAUUAUGAGCUUAGAUCAUUAAUGUACGAUGUAAACACAGCUAGCCUAGAGAAGUUAAGACAAACAAUUUGCAAGCUGGGACCCGAUGAGACGAAUACACUUGAAUUUGGACCACAACAAAUCUAUGACUCACUAUGUCAAUGGAAAGAGGGCCACCCUCAUGUAGACCAAGGAAAGAUAUUACAUGAUGCGCUUUUAAGAGCCGGGCAUGAUAAGGCAUGGUUGAAAAUCCUUGAGCAAAGAAAGGAUAAUUCAGAUGUAUCUGAAAGUACAUUCAAGCAGAUACUCCGUGAUGUCAAAGAUCCAGCAAAGAUCAAACAGCUCCUGCAAAAGCUAGACCCAGACUUAGCUAAAGAUGUUGUUCCCUCCAAUAGAAUUAUAUUGCUAAGCCGUGCCUUGGAGAAUGCUAACUGCAAGCCAGUUGACAGGACAUUUUUCUACGAAAAAAUUUCCUACUUAGAACUAUGGUCAAUAGUUCAUUUCGACUAUGAUACUGGUGCGAUAACGUUACCAUUACGUGAGGCUUUAAAGGCAAUGGGAAUACUAGGUAUCGGAGAGACAAUUAGCCAGUAUGAGCUUUAUCAUCUUCUUUGCAAAUGGAAGGAAGAACACUCUAAUUGCGACCAACGUCUGGUGUUCAAAGUUCAUUUGCUUAACGAAGGACUUCAAAAAGAAUGGGAAAAUCUCAGUGAUCUAAGGUGUGGAACAGACCGGAUCAUUGCUAAUGAUACACUGGAACAAAUAUUGUGGCACUUGAAAUCUCCAGGAAAGAUCAACGACUUUCUUUAUAAGCUGACUAAUACCGACCAAGAAACAAUACCUGAAGAUUCAAAUCCUUUCGAUAACAUCAGGAUUGCUCUAGCUAGAUUAGAGCUAUGGAAGAAGGGCCCCAUUACUAAACAUCCUGUGAUUUUGUUGAGCGACGCGCUGGAAUCAGCAGAGUGCUCUAACCUUGCCAUGGCUUUCUUUCAGGUACCAGUUCAUCUCCAAAAGUCUAUUGGGGAUGAAGAAGUAAGUGAAUUCGUCCGCAGACUUACAGGCAGGCAUCGCAAGCGAUUGGCAAACGAGACACCACUGACUGAAGACAAGAAAAUAUCAAACUUUGCAGAGGAAAACAAUGAACAGUUGUUUGAUGCAAAAUCUAUGGUUCGAGACUGGAUUGAAAGUGAACAAUGCAGUAAUUAUGACAGGAGAUGUAAACUGGAUGACAUGCUGAUCAAAAUUGGUCGACAUGAUAUGACAGAUUUUUUCGGCACAAUUCAGUUUCGGCGAAAUACAGAUCCCGAACUAUCGGCAAAAGUGCAUCCGGAGUCAAAAGUAUUCCAUCUUGCGACGAUUUUUGACGAUGAUUUGAUCCGAUUAAGAAUGCUAAUGACUUGCCUUGACGAAGACAUGAUGGAAAGGAUGUGCGAGAAAGUAGGUUUACCUCCAGAUGUAGAAGGAUCGAACAAGCAUAGUUUCGACAUUAUGUAUAUUCGACGAUGGAGAGACAGUCACCUGCAGUAUACAGUAAGAGAAGUCUUCUCAGAAAUAACUGGAUUCAUGACGAAUAAAACGAAAGUAAACUUUGUAACGGAUGAAGAACUUGAUUGGCUGGCGUUUCAAGUGACAACCGACGUCAAGGUGGAGAAAUGUGCCUGGAAAAGAUCAAAGAUGUUUGCAAAAAAACUAAGGGCUACACACAGCUUAUUGUCUGAAGAGCAGAAUGGAGAGUCUCAACCUAAGUUUGAGCGAUUACACUCACAAGAAGGAGCAGUCGAAGAAACAGCAGGUUCCCACAAAGAAUCGCAGGAAGAAGAUACAUCAUCGGAUGCUCUGCUGCAACAACUGAAGUUAUGGAGAAACAAGCAUAAAGAGAAGAAAUGUCGAAAGUCAUUGAGAUCAGCUUUGAAGCAUGUAGGGCUAGAAGAAUGCAUCGUAAAAAAGACGCCACGGGAAAAGGUGUAUGAAGUAGAGAUUGUACGAGCAGCCUUUCACAUAUUGAUGAGAGACGUUUACCCCGUCAUAGAAGCUCUGAAUAUAAACCAAAAGACGAUUUCGAAGUACAUGAGCCAGUGUUCUGUUCUAGACAAAGGAUCAAUGGAUCUUCUGUUCAAGAUUUGCAAAGGGACGGACAAAUCGGGAAGCUACAAUCGUCUUGAUUUCUGUGUAAAGCUCACAAAUAUGGGUUAUGUCGAUGUUGCAAGAUCUAUAUAUUUAGAUCACGAGAUGAGUAAAAGUGAGUUAGCUAGUAUUGCCUCCGUACUGCACAGACGGGACCAAACAAAGUUUGAGCCUCUUAUUCAUAAAUUGGAUUUGAGACCUGGUGAACUUCCAGAAGAUCAUGGAGCACAGUUUGAGACAUACUGUUUAGAAGUGCUAAGGACUUGGAAGGAGAAGAUCAGACCCGUUCUUUAUCACUACAGACGGCACAUCGUUGAGGGUCUCCAAGCAGUUGAAUGUUCUGAUCUUGCUGAUGAAGUUCUGACAGGCCUUUAUCGACAUGAAUAUCCCGACGAAGAUGUCAUUGAAGAUAUCUGCAGUAGACUUGAUGACGGUCAGAUACGAAAUCUUGUUCGAAUCCUGAAACUUAAGCCUGAUCAUGAUGAACAAGAUCGGAAAAAAUCUACCAAAUUGAUUGUCCGCUGGGCGGAUAAGUGGAUGAGAAAGUAUGAUUCCUCGGCUAUAUCAUUUAAAGAGAGAAGAUCAUUAAACGAUGAGCUUGUUAGAGAGGGGUUUUACGAGUUAGCCCAUGAAAUAAUGAUACUAGAAUAUUCCAAGUUCUAAUAUAGGAAUAUCAUGCUCAGUUUAUUGUCUUUAUUGUUAGCUAUUGAUUGGUUCUGUUUCAUCUGUUUAUAAUGUGAAAUCUACAUUUGAUGCAUGAAUUUGAUAAUUUCGUCCGUGUUUUAUUUGUUAUCAUUCAACAAGUGUUAGCUCGCGUUUCCGUGUUCAAAAUGUAGAAUUGACGCCAUUGUACAAUUGCGUGUUGACAUGAAAAUAUGUUCGUUCUUUAUAAACUUUUUAAAGAAAUUUGAUUAGUCUUAUGUUUCAUGAAAGCAAGAAUAUAAUGAAAAACAUGAAUUGAUCACUGAUCAAAUGAUGAGUCCAGUACCCCUCCAGGUAACGUUAAUUUCUCGAUCCAUUUGAGCAUGAGUAUUAAUAAUAAUUUUAUGACAGCUUUUUAAUAACUACCUUAAACCAUGUAAAUAGCGUUCGAAAAUUAACCAAAAGAGUGAUAAAACUAAGUUGCAUUAUUUGCACUUAGUUGUAAUCCCAGUUUUAACCGCAGCCAAUGCAAGAAUGUGAUGGGAAUGAGGACGGAAAGAUAAGUUGUAGCAGCAGUAGUAGUAGCUAAGUAGCGGAUACAAUAACAUGUGCUUUUAUAAGAGAAUGGUGUUUAAGUAUGAAUGUGUCAUCAAAGUUGUUGCUGCAGCUUUCAUAAAUGAAUGCAAUACAACUAAAUCGCAUUAAUCAUUCGAAUGUUUAGAUUAAGGGUAGGCGCAAUAUGAUUUCAAUCAGUAAGACUUCACCAUUGUUGAUUUAUUCCCACCACUUUCUUGCCUUAUUUUCUGUAUACAUAUUGUGCGAAAGACGGUGAGCAAUGAUGACUGUGUAAUGUAAGAAUAUGUUUUGUGCAUACAAAAUAUCCGUAAUUUUAUUUUAAAACAGGCAAUUGUGUAUCUCUAAAAUAGUGAAAAGGCUGCUUCUUUAACUAAACGUAUAUUCUACGAUUAAAAAGUAGGUAAAGAGGUUAGAUUAAAAUUUUCUCACCAUAAUAAUAGAGCAAGCCCAUGGGAUCACUUAUUCUAAACAGUUUUUUUUUCAAACUGUUCGAUUAUUUUCCAUUGUGGUUAAACCAACUAGAAUUCCAGUUUCUUCUUUACAGACAUUUGGAAUCUAAUACGGGAUUCCGUCUCAGAUAAUACAAAUGCCUACUCUUUGAGCGAUGGUUAAGGCAUGGUCUAAGUCUGUGCAUAAAUUAUGGAAGGCAAAACAUGUCAAAACUUUGCAGAUUGUUUCUUCUCAUGAUGAAUGAGGAAGAAAAUAAAUGUGAUUGCAUUUUUUUUCACAAUACGUUUAUUGGCGAAUUCGCUGAGUAAAAAAGAAAUAAACUUAUCCUGGUUGGGCAUCUUUUUGCUAUACACACCAAAGAGUUAGACUGCGGUGUAAGAUUGACCUCAGGUCAAAAGCACAAGAUAUAUACCUGUUUGUUGUACAUUGUUGGUGUGUGUGGGGUGCGUCUGCAUGUGUGUUUCACUUCAUUUUGAUAGGCCCUGGAUGCAUGUUAUUUUAAUUUCAAUGAAUUUCUAAAUAUUACGUUGUAUUAACUUCGUGAUUUGCAAAGAUUGCAGAAUCAUAUAUAUUGCAAAAUAGUUAUGGGAGGAUAUUUUACAAAAUCGAUCAAAAUCAAUUUGGUAAUAUAAGAAAUUUGUCUCCACGUCAUCUUAUCGGAUUACUACAUGCUUUAUACGGUAACGCUGAAAAGCCUCUCUCUGUAUCUACAAGUUUAUUGACUGAUAUUCUCGAAAGCUUUUGAUUGAAUCAAUUAUAAUUUGCUCGUCAAUAAAUUAUUAAACCUUCAUGUUCGACCAUGUGUAUAAAGGAAGCAUGUUCCCAUUAGCAAACCCUGAAAAAUAUCAGACCAAAAUGAAUAAAAACAAGGAAGUUACGGCCAUUUUACGAUUUUCCUACUUUGCAUUUCAAUAAAUAUGAAUUUGUUUUAAUGUAGACUAUUUCGGAUUUGAAUAAAUCUGUUUGGUAAUUGAUUUCCUUGAUAGUCGUCAUCAGGUUGUAAAGUAUAAAGGCCAAUUAUCUGAUCUUAAACAUAAUGGUGUAGGUGUGCCACAAGGGACUAAACUUGGCCCGAUUCUGUUUCUUGUUAUGAUAAACGAUGCCUGUAGAAAUUCUAGUAUGUCAUAUUUCAAAUAUGUAGACGAUAUGACGCUAGUAGAAUGUAGAUUAAGAUCGCACACACCACAGUUGCAAGUUCAGUUACAAUGUCUUCAUUCAUGGACCUUGGCAAAUAGUAUGAAAUUAACCCCAUUGAAAAGCUGUUCAAUGUCAUUUUCUUUCUCUAAGUAACCUUUACAACCAUAGGUUUUUUCGUAUUGAUGGCAUCCCAUUACCUUCUGUUAAUGUAGUCAAGAUACUUGGCGUCAUGGUCCAAGCAGACCUAAAAAGGAAUGCUUAUGUAAAAGAAACCGUC